Messenger RNA from Coregonus clupeaformis (lake whitefish), 1533 nucleotides. RefSeq names its product microphthalmia-associated transcription factor-like. The coding region runs from base 70 to 1284 and encodes 404 amino acids. Gene Ontology annotation, molecular function: DNA-binding transcription factor activity, RNA polymerase II-specific; protein dimerization activity; RNA polymerase II cis-regulatory region sequence-specific DNA binding. The transcript is spliced from 9 exons. The record is from RefSeq and is a predicted model, not a curated record. Lineage: Eukaryota; Metazoa; Chordata; Actinopteri; Salmoniformes; Salmonidae. Gene Ontology annotation, cellular component: nucleus. Gene Ontology annotation, biological process: melanocyte differentiation; regulation of transcription by RNA polymerase II.
CUUGUAUCCACACAGUUGACUGAUCAGAAAAAAGGAAUAUCUGAUACAUACUAUCAUACAAAUUACAAUAUGUUGGAGAUGCUUGAAUACAGCCAUUGCCAGGUGCAGACCCAUCUGGAGAACCCCACCAAGUACCACAUCCAGCAGGCCCAAAGGCAGCAGGUGAGGCAGUACCUGUCCACCACCUUCGGGGGUAAGCCUUGCAGCCAGGCCAGCAUCCUACAGUGCCCCAGCCAGCCCCCAGAGCACGGGAUGCCCCCCGGCCCAGGCAGCAGUGACCCCAACAGCCCCAUGGUCCUGCUGACCCUCACCUCAAACUGCGAGAAGGAGAUGGACGAUGUCAUCGAUGACAUUAUUAGCUUGGAAACAAGUUAUAAUGAUGAUAUUAUUGGAUUUAUGGACCCCGGACUCCAGAUUACAAAUACGGUCCCUGUAUCUGGUAACCUUCUGGACAUGUAUGGAAACCAAGGACUUACCAUCAGUAACUCCUGCCCUGGUAGCUUAUCCAACAUCAAAAGGGAAUUCUCAGCUCCUGGCAUGAUGCACAUACUUGACAAGACUGGAUCCUGUGGCCAGUUUGACAACUACCCAAGGCCUGAAGGCUUUCCAGUUGAAGCUGAGGUCCGAGCGAUGGCCAAGGAGAGACAGAAAAAGGACAACCACAACUUAAUUGAACGAAGAAGGAGGUUCAACAUCAACGAUCGAAUCAAAGAGCUUGGAACCUUGAUUCCUAAGUCAAAUGAUCCGGACAUGCGCUGGAAUAAGGGCACCAUUCUGAAGGCCUCAGUGGACUACAUCAGGAAGCUGCAGAGGGAGCACCAGAGAGCCAAGGAGCUGGAGCUUAGACAGAGGAGGCUGGAGCAUGCCAACCGCCAUCUGAUGCUGCGCAUACAGGAGUUGGAGAUGCAGGCGCGGGCUCAUGGUCUUGUGGUUGUGCCGUCGUCUUCCCUCUACUCCUCUGAGCUGAUGGCCCAAGCCAUCAAGCAGGAGCCCAUCCUAGGAGACUGUCCCUCAGACCUGUACCAGAAGUCAGGCCCCAACAUGUCCCCUACCACCACACUAGACCUCAACAAUGGCACCAUCCACUUCAAUGACAGCCCUGUGGAUGCAGGGGACCCAGGGGCCUAUGGCUCCAACAAGGCCUCCACUAAACUGAAGGACAUAAUAGACAACACCCUGUCUCCCAUAUCAUCCCUUCUGUCCUCAGUGUCUCCAGACGCCUCCAACAGCAGCAGCAGGCGUAGCAGCAGCUCAAGCAUGGAGGAGAAUAAUCAUGGUUGUUAGCACUGCACACAAGCUCAAAUCACAUUUUAGCAUUGUUAUUACUGGGGGGGGACACUAGAUGCUGCUAUGGCCUAUUCCAUGAGAUGCUUCUCUGCUAGCAUCCUAAGCUGUCCUCCAACUUUCCUUCCCUUGUUUUCAGAAGUUAUGUCUUUUGUUUUUGUUUGUUUUACAAUGUCAUUGUGUCUCUUUCUGGAACCAAAUCUGACUGUUCAGAUGAGGCUACUCUACUUCUAAACUGGCUGCUGAGAU